CAAAAAGCCCAUUGGAAAACAUCGACUCUCUCGACAACAACCGACCUAGGCGUAGACUUCAAGUGUUUGUUUUUCUUCCAAAUACAAUUUGUUUGAAACUUCCUCUUCCAAAUAUUCUUCCUUUGUUUGUCCGUUCAACUCAGCCCUCUCUUUUCACACUUGCUCUUCCUCUUCCUUUUCAUCUUCUUUCUUCCACUUUCAGAAUUUUGUGGGAAAAAAGGGCUGUUAAAUUUGAUCUACCGUUCUGCAUUCGUGGUAAAGUUUAUGAAUUUGAGAGGUUGAAGCAUUGGAUUGUGAAUUGUAGUAUCUGAGCUGGGUUGACAGGGCCGCAGUUUGUGAAAUUGGGUCGGAGUAGGUGAUUAUUGCUCAACGUAGUUGCUGUGACCGCUCCUCACGCUCUUGGUGGUUGUCUAAAUUUUCAGGGGAGUGGCAGCCUUAGAGUUUGGAACCGUUGAUGCAAAGGUUCAGUUGAGCAAAAAUGAAGAGGUGUCUCUGUGGUGUUCUCGCUGGGUCCCUCUUUAUGCUGAUAGUUCUAAGGCUGGGUGUGAUGAAAAAUCCAUUUGGGGAAGGUACAUUGACAAGUCCUAUAAGUGUAAAUAUAUCUAAUCCUCUUGAAUGGAUUAACCCCGGGGCUCCACCUGCAUUCCGUAGCCCAGAAUCUGCUAGUCAAGUGAUUUCUACAGCAACCCUGCUCUCUAGUCUCUUUAUUGACAGGAACUUUUCCCAUGAAGUUGAAAGUUCAUUAUUGACUUGGAAUCGUAUGAGACAUCUAGUCAAUUAUUCACAAGGUUUGCCUAAUGCAAUGGAGGCCAUAAGGGAAGCUCAAGUCGCAUGGGAGAGUCUUAUGGAGUCCUUUAAGAAGGGGGAACAAGGUGAUGCUAAUGGAUUGAAGGAGAAACAAUGUCCUUAUUUUCUAAACAAAAUGAAUACCACAGAAUUUGGUAAAGAUGGAUAUAAGCUACGAAUACCGUGUGGCCUUAUUCAGGGUUCUGCAAUUACUAUAAUUGGCAUUCCCAAUGGUCUUCUUGGCAGUUUCCAGGUUGAUUUAUCAGGGGAAUCACUUCCAGGAGAGCCAGAGCCUCCUAUUAUUCUGCAUUACAAUGUUCGACUUCUAGGUGACAAGAUAACUGAGGAUCCUGUGAUUGUCCAAAACACAUGGACAGCAGCUCAUGAUUGGGGUGAAGAGGAGCGGUGCCCCCCUGCUGUCCCUGGUGAUAAUAAGAAAGUUGAUGACUUAAACCAGUGCAAUGAAAUGGUGGGCAAAAAUGAUAGCCGCAAAUUUGCUGCAAGUAGGCCGUCAAUGUCCAGGAACAGAUCUAGAGCUGGACGGUAUUUUCCGUUUAAGCAAGGUUAUUUGUCUGUUAUGACACUUAGGGUGGGAGAAGAAGGAAUUCAGAUGACAGUUGAUGGAAAGCACAUAACAUCUUUUGCUUUUCGUGAAAGUUUGGAGCCAUGGCUUGUUAGUCAAGUAAGGAUAUCUGGAGACUUGAACUUAAUCUCUAUCUUGGCCAGUGGCUUACCCUCAUCUGAGGAAUCAGACCACAUUGUUGAUUUAGAGUCAUUAAAAUCAGCUCAACUACCACCAAACCAGCCACUGGAUCUCUUCAUUGGUGUCUUUUCUACAGCCAACAAUUUUGAGCGCAGGAUGGCUGUUCGUAGAACAUGGAUGCAGUACCCCGCUGUGAAGACAGGAGCAGUUGCAGUGCGCUUUUUUGUUGGUCUACAUAGAAACCAGAUGGUGAAUGAGCAGCUCUGGAAUGAAUUACAGACGUAUGGAGACAUUCAGCUAGUGCCUUUUGUUGACUAUUACAAUCUUAUAACCUGGAAGACUGUAGCAAUCUGUACUUUUGGGGCAGAAGUCAUUUCAGCCAACUAUGUCAUGAAAACAGAUGAUGAUGCAUUUGUUCGAGUGGAUGAAGUGCUAGCUUCUUUGCGCAGAACAAAUAUCAGGCAUGGGCUUCUAUAUGGUCUGAUCAACUACAAUGCUCAGCCUCAUCGGAAUCCUAACAGUAAAUGGUAUAUCAGCGUUGAGGAAUGGCCUGAGAGUUUUUAUCCACCUUGGGCACAUGGCCCUGGCUAUGUGGUAUCACAAGACAUAGCAAAAGCUGUUUAUAAAAGGCACAAAAAGGGUCAGCUAAAGAUGUUCAAACUGGAGGAUGUUGCAAUGGGAAUUUGGAUAGCAGAAAUGAAGAAAGGAAGUUUGCAUGUUACUUACGUAAAUGAAGAGCGGGUGUACAAUGAGGGAUGCAAGGAUGGUUAUGUCGUCGCUCACUACCAAAGCCCUAGAGAGAUGCUUUGCCUGUGGCAGAAGUUGCAACAAGGGAAUGAGCCUGGUUGCUGUUCAGGUCGAUGAGCAAAAUCUCUAUAGGGUUUAACUCUUUUGCAAGUAGAUAGAUGAAAUGCACCACAUAUCUGUUACCUAGUUGAAUAGAUUAGUACUCAGGUUAUGCAUAUUGAGUAAUGUGUGCUAGAUGUAGUUCACAGAGAUGCACACAAAAUUUGGUUAUACAUAAAAAUGUAGUUGAUAGAGUAAUUCAUGGGAAUCAAUUGUUCUAACCUAUAUAUUUUAUAUUCAUUUCAUUCUUUAUACAA
Molecule: messenger RNA, 2592 nt
Organism: Hevea brasiliensis (rubber tree)
Lineage: Eukaryota; Viridiplantae; Streptophyta; Magnoliopsida; Malpighiales; Euphorbiaceae
Product: beta-1,3-galactosyltransferase GALT1
Exons: 8
Coding region: 479-2353 (624 amino acids)
Cellular component (GO): Golgi membrane
Molecular function (GO): UDP-galactose:N-glycan beta-1,3-galactosyltransferase activity; carbohydrate binding
Source: RefSeq, a predicted model, not a curated record